AUGUCCUACCCACCAUCCGUGUCUGGCUCCUUGAUCUUCCAGGACGGCGCCACCGAGCGUGAUUUUAUCGCCGUGAGCGCACAACGUAGUGCAAUCCCAGACCUCUACUACGAGUUUAAAACGAGCUCGACCCUCACCGGCAAUGGCUCGCAGCUUCAGACGGUCGUCCAGACUAGGGCCGCUAGUGGACAGGCGCCUCUACUCGUGCUAGCCCAAAUGGAAUGGACGUCGCGACAUCUCGGAAAUACAAAAAUCCUCAUCACCCGUCCACCCGUGGAAAUGACAUCUGCGUCGUUUUGCAUCCCAGCGAAGGAACCGGGGCGCAGAUAUUUUUUGAUGGAUUUGACAGGAAGCGGCACAAAGUCUCAAUACGUCUGGGCACGCGAUAAAUCGAGUUACACGCUCACUGGCCCCGGAAAUACACUCCUCGCGCGUUAUGAGCGGAACCAAACAUCCUCCCAGCCGCCACACGCCUGCAUGGACAUCUUCUUCCAUGACAAGACGUUGCUGCUCAUGGCCCUGGUUACUCUGACGCUAAACCGAUGGCUUGACGGCCCAAACUCACCAUAUCCAAAUGCAUAG
Serendipita indica DSM 11827 is the source of this 582-nucleotide messenger RNA. NCBI's taxonomy places the organism in Eukaryota, Fungi, Basidiomycota, Agaricomycetes, Sebacinales, Serendipitaceae. The record is from the annotation of a GenBank genome assembly.